This is a messenger RNA of Macadamia integrifolia, 588 nucleotides long. RefSeq names its product ribosome biogenesis protein BOP1 homolog. The record is from RefSeq and is a predicted model, not a curated record. Lineage: Eukaryota; Viridiplantae; Streptophyta; Magnoliopsida; Proteales; Proteaceae. The coding region runs from base 1 to 588 and encodes 195 amino acids. The transcript is spliced from 3 exons.
AUGGCAUUGGCAAUAGGAGAAUUCGAGGGCCAUGAGGAAUCUAAUGAGGAACCAAGUGAGGGGGAAAUUAGUGAAGAAGAGGAUGGUGACAAUGACGAGGAAGACGAGAAUGAGGAUUGGGAUGAUAGUGAUGAAUCCGAAGCUCGAAGUGAUGAUGAAUACAAGGUCUGGGGUGACAGUGACUAUUGGGGACCAUGGAAUAAUAAUGAAGAUGAUGAAUCCGAGUAUACUCACCAAGGGAUCCGGGAGGGUACUCAGUAUGCUAUUCAAUCAGCACUCAUGAUCCGUAUGGAAGGGGAUGAGUCUACAUCAGACUCAAAAGAUGGUGAGGAUAUCGAAGAACAUGAGAUCAUCUUUGAAGGCAAUGUAGACCCUAUGGCAGAACAGAUGUUUGACAUUUAUGGGAACUUGGGUGAGAUGAAACUCGAAGUUGAGGAGAUUGACCAGAUGUUAGGUGAAGUAGCCAUCAAUGAAUGCCACUACACCGAACAAAUGGAAGACAUUGAAGAAAUAGGGGGAGAUGACACACUUGCAGAAAUAGUGGAUGCAAGGAUCAAAUGCCUUUCCAAUGCGGUGAAGAAAUUAUGA